AUGGUGAGCCUCAUCAGAGACGGUGCCCACUUUACAAAGAAGUUGUUCAUAGGGGGAGCUACCUCUGCUGACGUAGAGCGCAUGAGAGAGGAGGCUGAGGCUGAAGCACUAGCAAAAAAGAAAAAGAAGAGGAAAACCCCCUGCCAAACGAUACCAACACCAACACAAGCGCCCGUUGAUGCAGAGCUCAUUGCCUCACUUGUACAAGCUAAGAUCAAAAGGCAAAUUGAUAGGGUCGAAGGCAAGGUCGAUGACCUACGGGAAUCAUUUGAUCAGUUGCAAGAGAACGGCUUUAAGACGAUACUAGACUCCAUUGCAUCUUUAUCCUCUCAGUCUCAUUCGCGCUCAGUGGAAGACAACCCAAUGGCUGACGCACCCGUAGCCGACUCCAAUGGUCAGCCACAAACGAGACAGCCUAAUCCUAAUGGUCUAGCAGAGGCGACAGAGUACAUAAACUUUGUUGUAGCGAGUGUCCAGAAUACUCACGGAGACACAACCGCAGGGGGAUCACGUACUCAGACCACCAUCCCCGAGCCGCAACGCGCCACAUCCCGUGGUUAUGCUGAUAUGGUCAAUGAGGACACAAAUAUCAACCAAAAGACAUCGGGAGAAGACGAUGCCAAUGGCCAGGGGCAUGUUGAAGAGCAAAACGUUGCGAGGCUGAAUCUUCUGCGAGAUUUUCAGCUAUCAGAAGCUGAAUCAGGAGACGAACGCGUGUCUGCAGAAGACGACGAGCCCAACGUGGACAACGAAGCUCCACCGAUUGUUACAGAAGACCAUCAGCCUGACGCCGCCAUACCAAUUCGGAAAAGCACCCGUCUGAAGGCAGUCACGAAGUCAUUGGUUGGUGUGUACGAAUGUGACAAUCUUAUUCAAAAUAGGUUCCGGGAAGCACAACUUGGUGCCAUCAGCUGGCUACAUGUAGUAAUAUCCGUUCACCGUCAAACCUAUUUGUCUAUUACUAUAGGUGGCAUUUCAGUCAGCAACAAAGGCAUCAUAGAUAUCGCUGACAGGAGCCGAGCACCCUCGUUCAAGAUGAUCGAUGUACUGAUGCAUCACUCUCAUGUUGUCACCUCACACCAGCCAAAUCCUCGUGACAGUUGCUGCUUUCCGGACUCCAAGUUUGUCUCCAUCCUCUCCUAG
Messenger RNA from Brassica napus (rape), 1143 nucleotides. RefSeq lists its product as uncharacterized. The coding region runs from base 1 to 1143 and encodes 380 amino acids. The record is from RefSeq and is a predicted model, not a curated record. Lineage: Eukaryota; Viridiplantae; Streptophyta; Magnoliopsida; Brassicales; Brassicaceae. The transcript has 6 exons.